AUGUGUGACCCAGACAAUCCAAGUGACAAUUCCCUUGUAAAUACUGGAUGUCUAAAUAACACUCCGGUUGGUAAUACUACUCUGAAUUAUAUUAUGGAGUCGAUCAUUCGGCAACGACAGCUUUGUACUGAAAACAUUCCAAAAAAGAGUUUUGAUGUUACCUUCAUCAACUCUCAUAACGAUUUCUGGUUUAAUUUGUUUACUCAAGCAUUUCUUUCACCGGCUUUGGAGAAUUCAGUCGACGGACCAGGAGAUGACCUUCUGUUUUUUGUCCAUCUCCUUAAACAAAAGGAUAGAAAACCAGAAUUGAGUGUAUUUCGUAGAAACAGUUCAAACCUUCCAAAAUUGACAGAUGAUUAUGUCGAUUGGGAGGAAACAGUGUAUCUCAACUUACUCAUGCAAUAUUUUGUUUAUGUUGUGACAGUUGCUGUAUGUACUCGUACUGGACCUCAAGAGUGGCAAAUUUUGAAGAAAUUUUCUCAAACUGUUUAUGCAUCUCCUAGUCAUAGACAAAUGAAUAUGAAAGGAAGUUAUGAAGAAAUAGUUUACCCAGAUCUCUAUUUUACGAUUGAUAAUUAUGAAGAGGCAUUUGGUGAAUGUGUUCUGCGAGAUAGUGAAUGCAUUAAUGUUGAAUUAACUGCUUAUGAUCGUCAUGGACGUGUACAUGGUGUUUGCUUUCUUGGCACUGUUUCCUAUGAUACCAUUAAACAAUUUUAUGACCGUUCAUCCCAAGCUUGUUCAACUGGUAAUCUUGUUAAUCACCGUUCUGGUUAUCGAGAUAAUCGAAUGUCAAACAGUUAUUAUUCAUCUUCGUCUCCUCCGAAUAUUGAUUAUACAUCAACUCGGUUUAUGAGGGUAAUUGGACCACAAGCCAAAGGAUCAGCUGAAAUGGCAAUUAAACCUAUGAAAAAUGUUACACAACAACAAUCAUUGGAUUUUUCUGAAACGGAAGAAAUGAACCGUACAAAUUUUCUUACAAAAUGUUGUCAACCUGUUUGUCCAUCAGAAUCGGAAAUGGAGUAUAAAUCUUCAGAUAAGUGGAUGUGGAACAACAUAAGUUGGAUAAAUAAAACAGUGCGUUCUGAAGUAAUUACUGAACAACCAAUUAUAGAGGCAUGUAAACCAACCAAUCUUGACUAUUACAAUUUUUUAACAUGGACCCAUUUAAAUAGAACCAUCCCUAACAAUCAAGAGUCUGAGCUUCUUCAAAACAUCCACAUGGAUGCCAUACCAACAUUGCACCCAUCACCUUGGUCUGUUAAGUCUGCUGGAGCAAGUUUACACACAAGUCCUGUUCGAAGAUUCAAGGAUAGUGUAGGGAGUAAAUAUGCGACUCCGCAGAACAGUCAACAUGAAUUCUUACCCAUAUUCAGCCGUAAAUGCAAAUUCAGAUCUGUAAAUACAAUAAAUUUGUACCAAGAAUCGAAGCCAUCAAAGGUCUCAGAAAUUCUCAAUGGAUUUACAGGUGUCAUGACGAAACAGUCCUUAAGUAAUGUUCAUCGAACAAAAUAUAUCUCUAUAAAUUCUACUAAUAAAACAAGUCAUAAAAACUCUACUAAUAUCAUAAUGUCACUUCCAACUAUGCAUGGUGAUGAUCACUGCAACAAUGACCAAUUUGGAAAUUUCGAUCUGUAUAAAGGUCAUUUAUAUGAAAAUCCCCUCACAAUAUCUGAUCGAAACGACAGUUCAUUUGGACAAGCAUGGUCUUGGUUCAAAGAAAGAAGACGAGUUACUUCAGUUAGCUUGAUUGCUAGUCCAACAUUUAUCACACUCCCUUGUCAAAAUAUCCUUGUUGAACUGCUUGAAGUCAGAAGAGAACCUAUCCUAAACUUUACCAAUCAGUAA
Molecule: messenger RNA, 1845 nt
Organism: Schistosoma rodhaini
Lineage: Eukaryota; Metazoa; Platyhelminthes; Trematoda; Strigeidida; Schistosomatidae
Source: the annotation of a GenBank genome assembly